Messenger RNA from Ilyonectria robusta, 2846 nucleotides. RefSeq lists its product as uncharacterized. Gene Ontology annotation, cellular component: nucleotide-excision repair factor 2 complex; XPC complex; cytoplasm. The transcript has 2 exons. Gene Ontology annotation, molecular function: damaged DNA binding; single-stranded DNA binding. Gene Ontology annotation, biological process: mismatch repair; nucleotide-excision repair. Lineage: Eukaryota; Fungi; Ascomycota; Sordariomycetes; Hypocreales; Nectriaceae. The record is from RefSeq and is a predicted model, not a curated record. The coding region runs from base 68 to 2536 and encodes 822 amino acids.
CGCAACUCGCGCUUCACUCGCGGCACCUUCUCAACCCCAACGGAGGCCUCCUCAGAAUGGUCUGAUCAUGGCCGGUCGGAAGCGGACUACAAGGGCCAGUAGCAGGCUGGCUGCGGGGACACCGAGCGGGCCGGAUGUCUACCAGGACAUGUUGGCCGAGGCCGGCGUGAAUGCCCAGGAUCGCAGCCCGCCUGAGCGGCCGCUGAAACGGCGUCGCGCGGGCCCAAGUCGAGAAGAGAAAACUGCAGAGAAGGAAGUGCCAGAGAAAGUACCAGAGCAAGAACCAGCAUCAAGCUCCGGAGCCGCACAAGGCGACCAGACAAUACAGGUCAACGAAGAUUCCGAGGAUGAAGACAUCGAGUUUCAGGAUGUUGUCUUACCAGAGCCGACCAUGCAAACCAUGGAGUUGGAAUCCGAAGAUGAGGACGAAGAUGAAGACAUUGUAUUUGAAGACGUUGAUUUUGGAGUACUCCCUAAAGAAAUCCCCACAACCCAAGAACCCUUGGAGUUGGUCCUCAACCUCACGGCCCAACAGUCCACCACAGCCCAAGCGAAGAAAGCCGCUGAAAGACGAAAACCUCUCACUAAGGAAGAGAGAGAACGGAGAGCCGACAUUCACAAAACUCAUCUUCUUUGUCUUUUAUCGCAUGUCGCACGUCGCAAUCACUGGUGCAACGACCACAGGGUGCAGGAUCAUUUACGUCCACAUCUCACUGAUAAAAUGGCUGCAUACUUGAACCCUGGUGUACAGCUCUCCCAGUUUGGACGAACUGAGAGUCUCAAAACAGGACUGAAACAAGCUGAGGGAGUCUGGGCCACAAAGUUUGAAGUCACUGAAAGAGGUCUGAGGCGGGCUUUGUGGGCCGAGGAGCCAGAGCAUCUGCAAGAGUAUGAGCCUCCUAGUGAUAUGGAGUCGUGUGUGGACCGCGACGAUUUUCGCGAGGCGGCAAAGACGUUGCAAGGCUCCCGUGAUGUUGGUGCGCAGCUGUACUGCGCGCUUCUACGGAGCGUAGGAGUUCGAGCACGACUUGUGUGCUCACUUCAACCGCUGGCCUGCAUUUCCGGUGCCCCCACACUCCCCAAGCCGAAACCAACUAGACCAACAUCAAAGGCAUUGAAGAAGGAACAGGUGCAAGCCACUAUGGCCAAGUACCGCGAGAUAGCAAACGCCGGGUACGGCUCUCCAUCCGGUGGCUCUACUGCCCGCCGGAGACUGGGUCAUCCAAACGCAACAGCAUACAAUUAUGAGCCAAAGCCUGCUUCGCCAAAACCGCGCCCUACGUUUGACGUACCAAAGAGAAUCAAGGAGUCGUCGUACCCGGUGUAUUGGGUUGAGAUCCUUGACGUCGGUCAUCAGAAGUGGCAACCUGUUGACCCAGUGGUCACACACACGUUCUGGAAGCCCAAGGGGAUGGAACCUCCAAUAACGGACAAAGAAAACUCCUUGUCAUAUGUGGUCGCUUUCGACGCUGAUGGAACCGCGCGAGAUGUGACGAAGAGAUAUGCCAAAGCGUACACGGCCAAGACUCGCAAGUUGAGAGUGGAGACCACGACAGAGGGCGGGGACCUGUGGUGGCGGAAAGUAAUGAACAUGUAUCGUCAACGGCGGCCGACAGAUCUCGACCAGAUUGAGGAUAAUGAACUCGCUGGCGUUGAGGCAAGAGAGCCGAUGCCGCGAAAUGUCCAAGACUUCAAAGACCACCCGAUUUAUGCCUUAAAGCGGCACCUACGUCGCAACGAGGUAUUGGUUUCGAGUGCUACGCCUUCAGGGACCAUUGCCGCUGGGAGUCGGGGCCCUCUUGAGAGAAUUUACCGCCGGAAAGAUGUGCGAAUAGCAAGAAGUGCCGACAAAUGGUAUAGAUUGGGCCGGGAGCUUAAACCAAACGAGAUUCCGGCCAAGUGGCUUCCAAAAAAGGCCCGGCCUAAGGGGUCACGGUUUGAUGAGGAAGAGGAUGACGAUCAAGGAGAUGCAGGCACGCCGAUUUACACGGAAGAUCAGACAGAACUGUACGUCCCACCACGAGUACGGAAUGGUCGCGUUCCAAAAAACAAAUUCGGAAACAUCGACGUUUAUGUUCCAAGCAUGGUCCCACCCGGAGGCAUUCACCUCGUUCACGAACACGCCGCUCGAGCAGCGUUUGUGGUUGGAGUUGACUAUGCACCAGCGCUGACGGGCUUCCAAUUCAAGGGACGGCACGGUACCGCAGUCCUCCAUGGUAUCGUGGUCGCCAAAGAGUACGAGGCGGCGGUGUGGGCGGUUAUUCAGGGGCUAGGGGACUUGGAACAACAGUUGGAGGACGAGAGGAGGAGAAGUCGGGCUAUGCGAGCGUGGAGGAAGUUCCUGAUGGGGCUGAGAAUUAGGGAGCAGAUUUGGAGCGGAGUGGAUGCAAAAGAGAGGAAGGAGGCUGACGACAAGGCAGCAAGGGAGGCACAGUUGGAUGACGACCUGGAUGAUGCGCCAAGCGAUGUCACUGAGGAGUUCGACAUGGUCGACGACGACGACGAUGAAGGAGGAGGAGGGUUCCUAAUUGAGUAAAGAGACUACAAAGAGUUCAAUCUUGGUCAACUGACUGCUGUCGCCUGAGCAGCGGCACGCAGAGCCGACAAGUUGCGGUGCAUGUUGCUCAGGCGGGCGCAUGUUGCUCGCGGGCGCAUGAGGUGACGCGUCUAAAUGCUACCAAAUAUCGGCUCAAUUUGACGACUAGAGUGAUUUGCACAAUCCUGGCGUCAGGCAUCACCAGCCACAAGGUGUUAUUUUAUUGCAGUUGAUAUCUUGAGCGGUUGGCAGUGCAGCCUCCGCCACCGCCUGAGGUUGGACGGAUCGGAGUUGAUUGGAGCCGCCGCUC